Molecule: messenger RNA, 1062 nt
Organism: Pseudophryne corroboree (corroboree frog)
Lineage: Eukaryota; Metazoa; Chordata; Amphibia; Anura; Myobatrachidae
Product: gastrula zinc finger protein XlCGF17.1-like
Exons: 3
Source: RefSeq, a predicted model, not a curated record
AUGGUGUCUGCUUUCGAUAUGGUGGAGUACGCUCAAUUUCACUCACGUCCUCUGCAGAGGUUAAUCUUCUCCAAGUGGGCCGGCCGGCCUCUGCGGAUCAGGUCUAAAAUGAUCUCCUUGACUCCGGAGGUCCAUCUUUCACUGAGCAAGUGGCUCCAGGACCAACAACUGAGUCAGAGCCGCCCCUUCUGGAUAUCCAGUUGGGUCCUACUGACAACGGAUGCCAGUCUGAGAGCUCUGAGAGUAGAUGCAGUGUUUCCAUGUCCUAUAAAUGCUAAAUGUUUUACACAGAACACAAAGCGUAUUACCCAUCAGCCAGGUAAGGCAGGUGAGAGGCCAUUUCCAUGUUCUGAGUGUGGGAAAUGUUUUACACAGAAAUCAGAUCUUGUUUCACAUGAGAGAAUACACACAGGUGAGAGGCCAUUUUCAUGUUCUGAGUGUGGGAAAUGUUUUAUACAAAAAUCACAUCUUGUUAGGCAUAAGAAACAUCACACAGGUGAGAAACCAUUUCCAUGUUCUGAGUGUGGGAAAUGUUUUACAGAGAAAUCAAAUCUUGUUAUGCAUGAGAGAAUACAUACAGGUGAGGGGCAUGUUUCAUGCUCUAGGUGUGGGAAGUGUUUUUUAAAGAAAUCAAAUCUUCUUACACAUCAGAGAAGUCACAUAGGUGAGAAGCCAUUUUCCUGUUCUGAGUGUGGGAAAUGUUUUUCAAAUAAAUCACAUCUUAAUACACAUCGGAGAACUCACACAGAUGAGAGGCCAUAUCCAUGUUCUGAGUGUGGGAAGUGUUUUCCACGGAAAUCAAAUCUUGUUAGACAUGAGAGAAUACAUACAGAAGUCAUACUGGUGAGGCCAUUUUCCUGUUCUGAGUGUAGGAAAUGUUUUACACAGAUAUCAAAUCUGAUUAAUCAACAGAAAACUCACACAGGUGAGAAAGCAUAUUCCUGUUCUAAGUGUGGAAAAUGUUUUUUACAUAAAUUCCAUCUUGUUAUACACCAGAGAAGUCACACAGGUGAGAAGCCAUUUCCAUGUUCUGAGCGUGGGAAAUGUUUUGCACAGAAAUUA